This is a messenger RNA of Myotis brandtii (Brandt's bat), 3754 nucleotides long. It is a transcript of the gene RASA1, whose product is annotated as RAS p21 protein activator (GTPase activating protein) 1. Lineage: Eukaryota; Metazoa; Chordata; Mammalia; Chiroptera; Vespertilionidae. The transcript is spliced from 25 exons. Gene Ontology annotation, biological process: regulation of GTPase activity. Gene Ontology annotation, molecular function: protein binding. The coding region runs from base 187 to 2763 and encodes 858 amino acids. The record is from RefSeq and is a predicted model, not a curated record.
UUCGGGGCAGGCGGCGGAUUCCCCCCUCUGCCGCCGCCUCCCCAGCUGCCCGCUUUGGGGGCCGGCCUGGGAACCGUGGACGAAGGGGACUCUCUGGAUGGACCCGAAUACGAGGAAGAAGAGGUGGCCAUCCCGCUGACCGCUCCUCCAACGAACCAGUGGUAUCAUGGAAAACUCGAUAGAACUAUGGCAGAAGAACGCCUCAGACAGGCAGGGAAGUCUGGCAGUUACCUUAUAAGAGAGAGUGAUCGGAGGCCAGGGUCCUUUGUACUUUCAUUUCUUAGCCAGACAAAUGUUGUCAACCAUUUUAGGAUUAUUGCUAUGUGUGGAGAUUACUAUAUUGGUGGAAGACGUUUUUCUUCACUGUCAGACCUAAUAGGUUAUUACAGUCAUGUUUCCUGUUUGCUUAAAGGAGAAAAAUUGCUUUAUCCAGUUGCACCACCAGAGCCAGUAGAAGAUAGGAGGCGUGUUCGAGCCAUUCUGCCUUACACAAAAGUUCCAGAUACUGAUGAAAUAAGUUUCUUAAAAGGAGAUAUGUUCAUCGUUCAUAAUGAAUUAGAAGAUGGGUGGAUGUGGGUUACAAAUCUAAGAACAGAUGAACAAGGCCUAAUUGUUGAAGACCUAGUAGAAGAGGUGGGCCGAGAAGAAGAUCCACAUGAAGGCAAAAUAUGGUUCCAUGGGAAAAUUUCCAAGCAAGAAGCUUAUAAUUUACUAAUGACAGUUGGCCAAGUCUGCAGUUUUCUUGUGAGGCCCUCAGACAAUACUCCUGGUGACUAUUCACUUUAUUUUCGGACCAGUGAAAAUAUUCAGCGAUUUAAAAUAUGUCCAACACCAAACAAUCAGUUUAUGAUGGGAGGACGAUAUUAUAACAGUAUUGGGGACAUCAUAGAUCACUAUCGGAAAGAACAAAUUGUUGAAGGUUAUUAUCUUAAGGAACCUGUACCAAUGCAGGAUCAAGAACAAGUACUCAAUGAUACAGUGGAUGGAAAAGAAAUAUAUAAUACAAUUCGUCGAAAAACAAAAGAUGCCUUUUAUAAAAAUAUUGUUAAAAAAGGUUAUCUUCUAAAAAAGGGCAAAGGAAAACGGUGGAAAAAUUUAUAUUUUAUUUUAGAGGGCAGUGAUGCCCAACUUAUUUAUUUUGAGAGUGAAAAACGAGCUACAAAACCAAAAGGAUUAAUAGAUCUCAGUGUAUGUUCUGUCUAUGUUGUUCAUGACAGUCUCUUUGACAGGCCAAACUGUUUUCAGAUAGUAGUUCAGCACUUUAGUGAAGAACAUUACAUCUUUUACUUUGCAGGCGAAACUCCAGAACAAGCAGAGGAUUGGAUGAAAGGUCUGCAGGCAUUUUGCAAUUUACGGAAAAGUAGUCCAGGGACAUCUAAUAAACGCUUGCGUCAGGUCAGCAGCCUUGUUUUACAUAUUGAAGAAGCCCAUAAACUCCCAAUAAAACAUUUUACUAAUCCAUAUUGCAACAUCUACCUGAACAGUGUCCAGGUAGCAAAAACUCAUGCAAGGGAAGGCCAAAACCCUGUAUGGUCAGAAGAGUUUGUCUUUGAUGAUCUUCCUCCUGACAUCAACAGAUUUGAAAUAACUCUUAGUAAUAAAACAAAGAAAAGCAAAGAUCCUGAUAUCUUAUUUAUGCGCUGCCAAUUGAGCCGGUUACAGAAAGGGCAUGCCACAGAUGAAUGGUUUUUGCUCAGCUCCCAUAUACCAUUAAAAGGUAUUGAACCAGGAUCCCUGCGUGUCCGGGCACGAUAUUCUAUGGAAAAAAUCAUGCCAGAAGAAGAAUACAGUGAAUUUAAAGAGCUUAUACUGCAAAAGGACCUUCAUGUAGUCUAUGCUUUAUCACAUGUGUGUGGACAGGAUCGAACACUACUGGCUAGCAUCCUACUGAGGAUUUUCCUUCAUGAAAAGCUUGAAUCAUUGUUGCUAUGUACACUAAAUGACAGAGAAAUAAGCAUGGAAGAUGAAGCCACUACCUUAUUUCGAGCCACAACACUUGCAAGCACCUUGAUGGAGCAGUAUAUGAAAGCCACUGCUACACAAUUUGUCCAUCAUGCUUUGAAAGACUCCAUUUUAAAGAUAAUGGAAAGCAAGCAAUCUUGUGAGUUAAGUCCAUCAAAAUUAGAAAAAAAUGAAGAUGUGAACACUAAUUUAGCACACCUAUUGAACAUACUUUCAGAGCUUGUGGAGAAAAUAUUCAUGGCUUCAGAAAUACUUCCACCGACACUGAGAUAUAUUUAUGGGUGUUUACAGAAAUCUGUUCAGCACAAGUGGCCUACAAAUACCACCAUGAGAACAAGAGUUGUUAGUGGUUUUGUUUUUCUUCGACUUAUCUGUCCUGCCAUCCUGAAUCCACGGAUGUUUAACAUCAUCUCAGAUUCCCCAUCUCCUAUUGCUGCAAGAACACUGAUAUUAGUGGCUAAGUCUGUACAGAACUUAGCUAAUCUUGUGGAGUUUGGAGCCAAGGAACCCUAUAUGGAAGGUGUCAAUCCUUUCAUCAAAAGUAACAAACAUCGUAUGAUCAUGUUUUUAGAUGAACUUGGGAAUGUACCUGAACUUCCGGACACUACAGAGCAUUCUAGGACUGACCUCUCCCGUGAUUUAGCAGCAUUGCAUGAGAUUUGUGUGGCCCAUUCAGAUGAACUGAGAACGCUCAGUAAUGAGCGUGGUGCACAGCAGCAUGUACUGAAAAAGCUUCUGGCUAUAACAGAACUGCUUCAACAAAAACAAAACCAGUAUACAAAAACCAAUGAUGUCAGGUAGCAGCCUUCACCCAAGUGUCUGCAUGGAUUCAGCAUGCCAACAUGGUAAUUCACAUCAGUAUGUCUCCUUUGCUCUUGCCAAAAAAUAGCACACCUUUCCACAUUCCAGUGAUGUGUGAGCUAUGCAAACAAAACCCUAGAUUCUGCUGGUGGAUAAUUGUACCAGCAGCUUUGUAAGCUAUCUGUGCAGGAUAUUUGCACUUUUUCCACAUAUGGAAUCAAUCUUUACCAACCUCUGAGCCUUGGUGUACAGAUCACCUUUCAUACAACAUAUGACUGUACUUUGAACUUUGAGAAUAUAUUUUCAAUACAUCCAAUUGCCAAAGUUUUGCUGUCUCUUGGGAAAAGAACUAUGAAAUCAACUGACAAGAAAAAGCAUUCUCUGUCAACAAGUGAGUACAACUGGAUUGCAUACUGUUCUUACUGUAACUUCUUCCUGAUUAGGAAUAUGACCGUUUGACUGUUAUUUGUUACAGUUUCCAGAAUUUGCCAUUAUAAUAGGAACAACCUUUGCUGUAUACUUUUUUUUAAAAUACUGUGCUACUUCUCUUGCUAGAACUGUUGAAAGAAAAUAUAGAUGGAACUAUUGCUCAUCAGCUUUAUUUUUUAAACAUACCACUUAUUUGUUCAAACUGUAUUUAGAUCUCAUAAUGCUUUUGUUAAAUGUUUACAACAGUAAAUAGUUUAAAUUCAAUAAAUAUUGGUCAUUGUACUGAUCGAUGCAUGUUACCCAAACAUUUUAGACUACCAAUUUCUUUUGUGUUAAAAAAACACCUAGAAUGCUUUUUGUUGAAAGUAUUCAAGUAUUCAUUAAUUCCAAAUUGAUUAUGCAAACAACCUCAUGAGUCACUUAACAGCUAUCCAUCUUUGAACUUCUGACUACUUGUUGUAUCUGCUGGGUAUUUAGUUUGUAUAGUUUUAUUUGCUUCUGUAUGUGUAUCUUUGUGAAGUAUUCACAAGGGUUAAGUUAAAAUAAAACCAAGGGAUAUUAA